AAAGAAAUUGGGACGCAGUGAAUACUAUGCCUUUCUUCCUUGGGCACGUUGCGCCUGCAAGCUGAAACCUCUGUCUCUCUCUCUCUCGAAGCUCACGAAAGACCUCAAAAUCAGUCGAGAAUCAUGGCAACGAUGGGUCAGAACACUCGCAAUGCAAAACUCGUAUUACUCGGCGACAUGGGAGCCGGAAAAUCGAGCCUCGUCCUGCGCUUCGUCAAAGGUCAAUUCUUCGAAUUCCAGGAAUCGACGAUCGGAGCGGCGUUCUUCUCGCAAACGCUGGCGGUGGGCGACGAGACGUUGAAGUUCGAGAUCUGGGACACUGCCGGCCAAGAGAGGUACCACAGCUUGGCACCGAUGUACUACAGAGGUGCAGCUGCUGCUAUCAUCGUCUAUGAUAUCACUAGCACGGACUCCUUUGCACGGGCUAAGAAGUGGGUGCAAGAACUUCAGAAGCAAGGUAAUCCUAACAUGGUGAUGACUCUUGCUGGAAAUAAAGCCGAUUUGGCAGAUAAGAGGGAAGUGCCGGUAGAAGAGGCACGAGCGUAUGCUGAGGAAAUUGGUCUUUUUUUCAUCGAAACCUCUGCCAAAACUGCUGCUAAUGUCAAUGAUAUUUUCUAUGAAAUAGCUAAGAGGUUGCCUAGAGCUCAGCCUGCUCAAAAUCCAGCAGGGAUGGUUCUUGUGGAAAGACCAACAGAAGGAUCCCGAGCUGCAUCAUGCUGUGCCUAACUGUUUCCUAUCAAGUAUACUUUUUGAGCAGUGCUAGGGAUGCGGGGAUGGGGAUCCGGACACAGGGUCGCCCAAUGCACGUGGAUCCCACAAGUGCAAUAUGGGACUCACAUGCAUCGGAUCUGCACAGCUUCGGCUCUGUGAACAUCAGUGUACGGAUGACUCUAUCCAGAGCUUCGGCUACUAUUUUUUACACGCUUUCUUGUCUUGAAACCAGAGCUUCUUACCUCUUGGUCCCCCCUUACCGUUCCCAUGAAUUUCUUUUCUAGGAAUUCUCAGUGAAGGAUAUUACUAGGCAGAUGAGUAAGUAAAAAGAUUCGUGUUUGGCGGUGGUUUCAGAAUUGGGUUUCCAGAAAACAUUUUUAGAAAGAUACAGUCAUUUUAUUUACGUAGUAUAUGUUUUUGAUCUUCACGAGUAUAUUUGCUUCUGAGUUCUGUUCAUAUGGCAAUGAUAUCUGAUUGUGCUUUUGAGCUUUUGUGUGUCUCAAUGUGACAGUUGAUGGACGAUGAUCAUGAUGUAUCGUGUAAUGGAAGUUCAAAAAGCUCAUGGCGCACUUGACGGAAACUUGUAAAUGAUUUGGUGUUUUUGUGUGUGUGAAUGCAGCACUUUAAAAUUAGUACAAAGAAAUUCUCAAAAUUCAAACCUUAUUCGUGUAUGGCGUUUAUGCUUUACCCUAAUAAAUCUUCAAGAAAUGUUUAGAAAAGUUGUGUAUAAAAA
Rhododendron vialii is the source of this 1444-nucleotide messenger RNA. RefSeq names its product ras-related protein RHN1-like. NCBI's taxonomy places the organism in Eukaryota, Viridiplantae, Streptophyta, Magnoliopsida, Ericales, Ericaceae. The record is from RefSeq and is a predicted model, not a curated record. Bases 124 to 726 code for a protein of 200 amino acids. Gene Ontology annotation, molecular function: GTPase activity; GTP binding. The transcript is spliced from 8 exons.